Messenger RNA from Cyclocybe aegerita, 972 nucleotides. NCBI's taxonomy places the organism in Eukaryota, Fungi, Basidiomycota, Agaricomycetes, Agaricales, Hemipholiotaceae. The record is from the annotation of a GenBank genome assembly.
AUGUCGCAGCAACCCCAGGGCAUGCAGCCCAUGAUGCAGGACCCGUCCCAGGAUAUGUCGGGCAACUACUACCCCCAGGAGAGCGACCUCACAGGUGGGCUCCCUAUUAACCUCGACUCCCUGCGCGAUGGGCCUCCCGGCAGCAAGCCCUUCUACCCGUAUUCGACGCUCAUUCGUUAUGCAAUCAAGGGUUCUCCGAACCAAAAGCUAUUGCUUGAGGAUAUUUACUACGCCAUAGAAUCACGAUUCCCCUACUUCAGGACGGCGCCAAAUGGUUGGAAGAACUCGGUUCGACACAACCUUUCGCUCAAUCCGUGCUUCGAGAAGGUUCCUCGUCCUCUCACAGAUCGCGGCAAAGGAUCGUACUGGACCGUGAAUGAGAAUGUAGAUCCUCGCACUGGUGUCCACCGCAUCCGUAAGAAGAAGGCGAAGGGCUCGAAGAGUCGUACUUCAGAGGAACCUGAUGCGGAUUACCAUCCUCCUGAAGGCACCUACGAAGAACAGCAUCAACAAUUUGUCGCCACGCCGCCUAUCCAUACCGAAGAUGCCUCGGCAAAUCGCCAACCACAGCAACAGCCAGUUCCGUAUCCGCCUUAUCCUUACAGCCCCAUGACAUUUGACCCCAACUUCCCCAUGAUCCCUGGCUUGCGUUAUCCUCCGCCAAUCCCUGGCCCGAUUCCCCCUGUCCCGAUCUCGGCUGAUGAAGGCCUCGAGUUGGACGAGCACGGCAAUGUCAACUGGCGCCUCGCUUGGCUCAAGGAAAUAGGGCACUUGCAGCAAAUUACGGCCGAACAGGAGAAGGCUGGGGUCGAUGCUGAGUGGUACAGGAUGAUGCUGUUCCGUGUUCGCAGUGCCUUGAUGCCGCCUCCACCGAUGAACCCAGAGAUGAUGCAUGCCAUGGCGGCGGCACCACACAUGCAACCGCCUCAGCCCGGGGAAAUCCAGCAGCAAGCCCAGCAACAACCGCAGUGA